GCCCACACAGCCCCAAGCAGCAGCCCAGCUCCGACAUGGCCCAGCCGGCCCAAUGCAUCCGCUCUACCUUUGGCCUCCAGUGUUGCCUCCUCUUCCUUCUAGCUUCUUGGGAGGCAGGUGCUACCACAGUUCAAGAACUUCAGAAGACUGGUGAAUCCCCAACAUCUGAUCAUAUUCUCCCUCCCACUCCAAGCCCUGUUUAUACUACUCUCUCUGACCACACUGCUCUUCAUUCAGGACACAGCCCUGCAGACCUCCCCAAAUCUACAGAAACCCAUCAACCAAAACGCUGUUGCAAUACCACACACAGUUCCAAGCUGAUUCACAAAUCUAUAGAUAACUCUGGGAGCUCUACAACUCAUCAUGAAGCUCCUCCCACUUCUGAACAAAACCCCAGCAAUCAAGGAAAAGACACAGUUAUCCGGAACAAACGCUCUGCAGAUUUUAACUCCACUCAAACAGAUAAAGGAUCGUCAAAAUAUCCAACCCCAGCACCCAAGAGCAAAACGACUUGUCGUAAGUCCAAAACAACCAAACAAAUUGUAACAAGAAACUCAGCUGAAACCAUAACAACUUUGGAAAAGACUAUCAUUACUUUAGUCAGUAAAAGCACAUCCUCACACAAGACCACAAAUCCUUCCCACAACUCGUUCAAUUCAGAGACGAAUAAAACACCCACAUCUACCUCAGAAAAAACCACAACUGCCACAAGCACACCAUACCAGGGUACACGAAUCUCAGGGAGGUCAGAAAGAGCUGAUGAUCACACAACAACUGCUAAUUACAGACCUACAGUUGACUCAGAUAAGAAACUGAUAAGGACUACAGAAAACAUAAAAGACACAUCAGCGACUGAGAAGACCACACAAACUCCAGAAAAGCCUACAGAACAGGGACAAGAGACCAUGGCGGCUCACAGGAAGACCACAAGAGCCUCAGCAAAGCCCACAGAACAGCGACAAGAGACCACAGAGGUCCAUGAGAAGACCACGAGAGCCCCAGUAAAGCCCACGGAACAGAGACAAGAGACCACACUGGCCCACGAGAAGACCACGAGAGCCCCAGCAAAGCCCACAGAACAGGGACAAGAAACCACAGAGGCCCACGAGAAGACCGCGAGAACCCCAGCAAAGCCCACGGAACAGAGACAAGAGACCACACUGGCCCACGAGAGGACCACGAGAGCCCCAGCAAAGCCCACAGAACAGGGACAAGAAACCACAGAGGCCCACGAGAAGACCACGGGAGGCCCAGCAAAGCCCACAGAACAGAGACAAGAGACCACAGAGUUUCACGAGAAGACCACGAGAGCCCCAGCAAAGCCCACAGAACAGAGACAAGAGACCACAGCAGCCCAUGAGAAGACCACAAGAGCCCCAGCAAAGCCCACAGAACAGGGACAAGAAACCACAGAGGCCCACGAGAAGACCGCGAGAACCCCAGCAAAGCCCACGGAACAGAGACAAGAGACCACAGAGGUCCAUAAGGAGACCAUGAGAGCCCCAGAAAAGCCCACGGAAAAGAGACAAGAGACCACAGAGAUCCACGGGAAGACCACGAGAGUCCCAGAAAAGCCCACAGAACAGGGACAAGAGACCACAGCGGCCCAUGAGAGGACCACGAGAUCCCCAGGAAAGUCCACAGAACAGAGACAAGAGACCACAGCAGCCCAUGAGAAGAGCACGAGAGCCCCAGCAAAGCCCACAGGACAGAGACAAGAGACCACAGAGGUCCACGAGAAGACCACGAGAGCCCCAGCAAAGCCCACAGAAAAGAGACAAGAGACCACAGAGGUCCACAAGAAGACCACGAGAGUCCCAGCAAAGCCCACGGAACAGAGACAAGAGACCACACUAGCCCACGAGAGGACCACGAGAGCCCCAGCAAAGCCCACAGAACAGGGACAAGAAACCACAGAGUUUCACGAGAAGAGCACGAGAGCCCCAGCAAAGCCCACAGAACAGCAACAAGAGACCACAGAGGUUCACAAGAAGACCACGAGAGCCCCAGCAAAGACCACGGAACAGGGACAAGAGAUCACAGCGGCCCAUGAGAGGACCACGAGAGCCCCAGCACAGCCCACAGAACAUGGACAAGAGACCACAGCAGCCCGUGAGAAGACCACGAGAGCCCCAGCAAAGCCCACAGAACAGCAACAAGAGACCACAGCAGCCAGUGAGGUCACAACAGUCUCAGAAAAGCCCACAGAACAGCAACAAGAGACCAGAGCUGCCCACAAGAAGACCACAUGUGCCCCAGUAAAGCCCACAGAACAGAGACAAGAGACCACAGCAGCCCACAGAAAGACCACAGGAGCCCCAGCAAAGCCUACAAAACAUGUAGAAAAGACCACAUCGGCCACUGAGACCAUAAAAGCCCCAGUAAAGCCUACAGAAAACCCAGCAGCCACAGAGACUACAAGACCUCCAGUCGAGGUCACAGGAGACAAAUCUAUCACUAAUACCUCUCCUCAUCCAAAAAAACCUGAGGUUACCCAUCAGGUGCCCACUGGUUCUUUUGCAGCUACAACAUCCAGCCUGGAGCUGGGUUCCAUCACGUCGGAAGCCCCAGCCAAUAAGAGCCAACCAAAUCAGAACAAAGAUGGCUCAGAGGGAGGUCUCCAGACUGCAGAGAGCGAGGAGAAGGAUUCAUUCCCUUCAUGGGCCAUAGUUAUUGUGAUCCUAUUGGCUGUGAUUCUCCUCCUGGUGUUCUUUGGCCUGAUCUUCUUGGUCUCCUACAUGAUGCGAAGACGCCGUGCACUGAUCCGGAACACUGAGGACAAUGACCCAGAGAAUGAUGUGGGCCCCAAUUCCUAUCCAGUCUACCUGAUGGAGCAGCAGACUCUUGGCAUGAGCCAGAUCCCUUCCCCACGAUGAUCUUUCAGACAGCGCCCACCCCAGCUCUUCCAUGCCUUACCCCUCUCCUGGAUAAGGAAAUAGACUCACAAUUCCUAUUUCCUGAACUCCAGGAAGGGCAAAGUACUGACAGUUAACUGCAUUGACCCUUCAUCUGCUGUGUUCUUAAUGAAAGUGGUCAAGGGAUGAGGUGAUAAGCAAGAAGGAUGUGAGUUUGGGGGAUAGAAAAGAAAGAAUGAAUAAUACAAGCAAGUGUUCUCUGUAGAAGAUGAUGGUCUGAAAGUGAAAAGGUGUUUCAUGGACAUAUCGAAUGGGAACCAAUCAGGACCCUGAUUUCUGAGAGGCGCAGCACAGCUGAGGGAAGUUCAGGGUUAGAAGGCUAUACUCCAGAUCUGACUGUGAGUUGGGAUUAUGGGAAGGCGGAGACAGGAAAGGGUGCCUGGGUUUUAGGACUAAUCUAUAUUAUUUUCAUCUACUAUUACUUAGAGUUUGUGUGUAAACAGGCUUGUCUUUGAGUUCCCAGGGCUUGCCCCCUACCUUUUUUUUAAUGAAAAAAAUAGGAUCUGAGAAGAAAAGAGGAUUUAUUUCCUUCUUCACCCUCUCCAUUCCCAGGAGAAAGGAAAAUUCCAGAAAAGUUCAUAAAUAUCUCUCACCCAGAUGGUUCUUCCCUCUUCCUCUCGCAUCCCUUCGUUUUUCUAAAUGUCUACAGAGGGCACUGUUGGUUUGGCUUGCUGAGCUGUGGGCGGGCACGCUGGGAGGGACUUUCGUUUGGUCUCAUCCAUUGAUUCCCAUCCCAGAGCUUCUGUGAUAGUGUUCUCCACUCAGUAUUUAUUUUCCCGUCUCUUCCACCAAAAGCCAGUCCCGGCUCUUUCCUGUAGGAGUCACCCAUCUUCUCCACUACCUCAUCCUCUUUCCUCACACCUUCCCCCCAGAUUCUGCUUUUCCUCCAUGUAGGCAUUUCAUCUGUGUAUGUUUUCUAGAUUUUCUCUCCAACUUAUUAAAGCCUUUUUCCCCUUAUUCCUGGUUGUGCAGAAGGGGAAAGGGAGUCGACAGAUGUCAGCUUCCUUCUUUCUAUUGUUCUUAUUAUAAUAAAAUGUAAAAUAUUUAUAAAGUAA
This is a messenger RNA of Equus caballus (horse), 3970 nucleotides long. It is a transcript of the gene MUCL3, whose product is annotated as mucin like 3. Lineage: Eukaryota; Metazoa; Chordata; Mammalia; Perissodactyla; Equidae. The record is from RefSeq and is a predicted model, not a curated record.